UUAUUCCGCGGUGGAAAGUCAUUUGGUUAACAACGUUUCUUGGAUCAGCUUAAUAUUUUGAUCUCCUUAAACAACAACAAUUUUUAUUUGUGGUUUUUAAGUCGAAAUCAUUUUUUUUUUUUUAUACCAUAAAAUAAAAAAUAAUAGUGAAAUGGAUCUUAAGUUUAUAGUUUUGGUCUCCAUGUUGUCUUUAACUUUGGCCUAUCCCGGUCUUGAGCAUCAUUAUUAUGAGGGCGGUCAUGAAGGGGGUUACGAAAUAGCUUCUGCUGGGCACGGUCAUGAAAUUGCCCUCUCAGAAGGACAUGGCGGCGGACACGAGGAGCACUACGAAGAUGAACAUGUGGACUAUUAUGCACCACCGAAAUACGCUUUUAAAUAUGGUGUUAACGAUUUUCAUACUGGUGAUGUAAAGUCCCAGCACGAAACACGUGAAGGUGAUAGCGUGAAAGGUCAAUAUUCGUUGGUUGAGCCGGACGGUUCUAUACGUACAGUUGACUACACCGCCGAUAAACAUAACGGUUUUAAUGCUGUUGUACAUAAGACUGCUCCCGUGCACGGUCAUGAAGAACACGAAUAUCAUCAUUAGAUUCGUUAGGGGACAAUCUAAACGAUUAGUAAACCAACAAAAAAAAAAAAAAAAAAAAAAAAAAAAAAAAAAAAAUGACUUGAUAGCCAUUCCAUAAACAUGAAAUCGUGAAGCUAGUGAAUUUGGAAUUUUUUUUUUUUUUUUUCUUAAAACAAGGGAAAAAAAAAAAAAAAAAAAAAA
Molecule: messenger RNA, 766 nt
Organism: Glossina fuscipes
Lineage: Eukaryota; Metazoa; Arthropoda; Insecta; Diptera; Glossinidae
Gene: Cpr66Cb
Product: cuticle protein 7
Exons: 4
Coding region: 152-586 (144 amino acids)
Cellular component (GO): extracellular matrix
Source: RefSeq, a predicted model, not a curated record